This is a messenger RNA of Apis mellifera (honey bee), 1831 nucleotides long. RefSeq lists its product as uncharacterized. Gene Ontology annotation, biological process: viral budding; virus maturation; regulation of epidermal growth factor receptor signaling pathway. NCBI's taxonomy places the organism in Eukaryota, Metazoa, Arthropoda, Insecta, Hymenoptera, Apidae. The record is from RefSeq and is a predicted model, not a curated record. Gene Ontology annotation, cellular component: ESCRT I complex; cytosol. The coding region runs from base 432 to 1406 and encodes 324 amino acids. The transcript has 8 exons.
UAAAGUACUUAAUAGUGAAGGAACAAUUGAUUGUAUAUACAUAUAUAUACAUAUACACACACGUUUAUCUUCCUUUCAAUAGGUUUAUUUCUCUCUUUUUGUUGUUCUAUUCCGUUUCUCUCUUCAGUCCUUAGUUCUUUCCUUCCCCCUUGUUUAUUAAUUAGUCGUUCUACAGUAUUACGAACAAAUCUUUCAAAGAAUACGAUUGCGUGUCAAAGGAAAUACGAGUCAAUCGUGACUCGAUCGUAAAUUGUUAUCUUGUUCUAUUGAGAUUUAUUGAUUUGUUAAUUAAAAGUAUGACAAAUAACAUAACAAAUAUACGGAAUUUGUAAAUUUGUAUCGUGCAAAAUUUACAAAGGUAACUAAAUUAAGAAAAAUAGUGUAAAUGAUUGAUAAUUAUUAAAUAUAAUGAUUACUUACUCCUUGCAAUAAUGUCUAAAAAGACUAAUUGCAACAAGAUGUUGGUUCAUCAGUUAUCAUCAGUGCUACCUGAUGAUAGACCAAUCACAGCCAUUAGUGUUGUUGAAGAUAUAGAUAAAUGUCCACCAAAUUUUACAGUGGUAUCAAGAACGUAUGAUCAAGAUACUGAUGCUGAUUUAUGGAGAGAAAGUGGGCUUUUUAUUAAAAAAAAAGGUAGAUAUAUAUGUUUUUCAAAGACUGAAGGUUUACCUCAGUGUGUUGUUGAAGAUAUAGCAGUCAUUAAUGAACGAGAUACUCCUCCAGAAGGAUACAGCAUAAUUUCUUACACUGUAGAUUCAAUGCAGAAAGCAUGGAGAAAAAAGCAGGUGUGCUAUAAAAUUAAAAAUAAAGAAUUAUGCUCAAAAGCAGUUACUGAUAUUAUCAUAUGUAGUAGACUUAUACAUAAAGUUUAUAAUACAUCCAAAAUGGCACCAAACGGAUUUAUUGCUGCUGGUAUUAUCAAUGGAGUUUGUGUUUGCUAUAAAACUGUGGAUAUUGUAAAUGAAAAUUCAAAUUCACAAUCAUAUGUUAAUAUAGAUUUACUUCAAAGUGUUUCUCCAAAUUCAUCAAAUGGAACAUCCCAUAGAAUACCUCCUGAAAGACCACCAAAACCUACAAAUGGGGUUUAUCCACAAAUUAGUGGAAGUGGAGGAAAGGAUAUAGAAGAAUCUGAUGAUAGAGAUUAUGAAAUUUUGAAUCCUAAUGCAAGAAUUAGACCAACUAGACCUGCUCCACAACCUCCUACGUCAAUAAUUACUGGAUCUACAUCAAUUUAUGGUACACUGCCAGGAUCUUCUGAUUUAGAUGGAGUUCCAUUUAUUCUAAAUUCACGUCUUAGUGUUCAUUCUGAUUCUUCUACUAAUAAACUUCCUGUAAUUAAAAUUUGGACUCAAGAAAAUUUGGAUAAAGAGUUUUUUUAUGACUUUCGUGCAGAGAGAGAAACUUGAAGAAACCACUGUGCCAAAUUAAUUGUGUGAUUCUUCAUGCAAUUUUUCAGCUAUGUCUAUACAUUUGUAUUGAUAAUGUAGCACUAGCCAAGUGUAAUAGAGUGCCUGAACGAAUGAUUCAUACUAAUCUGCGAAAAUGGAAUCCUUUUAAAACAUUUACCGAUGAAAUGUUUGAAUUUAAAUAUUGUCCAUUUUCCAAAGUACUUUUUUCUUCCAUAUUCUAUUUAGAUUUUGAUACCAGUGACAGUUAGCGUUGUAUUUUUAUAGAGUUGCGUUGUAUUUUUAUAGGUAGUAGAAAUUAUAUAUAAUUGUAUCAUAUGUUCUAGUUGUUUAUAAAUCGUCAUAAAAUACUUAAUAUUAUACUGGUGUAUUCCUAUUUCUUAAUCAAACGCAAAAAUCUUUCAAUAAAAUUAUUUUUAAUUUUA